This is a messenger RNA of Asparagus officinalis (garden asparagus), 2229 nucleotides long. Its product is annotated as phosphomannomutase/phosphoglucomutase. Gene Ontology annotation, cellular component: chloroplast stroma. Gene Ontology annotation, biological process: carbohydrate metabolic process. The record is from RefSeq and is a predicted model, not a curated record. Gene Ontology annotation, molecular function: phosphomannomutase activity. NCBI's taxonomy places the organism in Eukaryota, Viridiplantae, Streptophyta, Magnoliopsida, Asparagales, Asparagaceae.
CCCCCAGUGCCAAUGAGGUUCACAUAUUGCUUCCUAUUAAACCGAGAGAUAUGGUUUCAAGUAACUGUACACCAAAAUAUAUCCCAAUUCAACAUCCAAGCUUAGCAAUGGCUUCUUCAACCACUGCAACGACAUCCUCUACAUCACCAAAAUUUCAAUGCAAGUUAAAGCCCACCACAAAAGUUUUCACAUCCAGAGUUCAUUUCCAAUUUCGAGGAACUUAUCGGGCCUUAGCAGGCCGGGUAGAUUCGAUAAGCACCACCAAGAGGCCUGUUAGCGAUGCAGAUUUUAUAAAAAGGCUUCAAAAUGGGCCGGAUGUGCGAGGAGUGGCAUUGGAAGGCGAAACGGGCCUGGACUUCACGCCGGGGGCCGUCGAGGCCAUCGCCGAGAGUUUUGGCGAGUGGUUGAUAGAGGAGCUGAGGAGAGAAGACGAGAGUGGGCCGGCCGAAGUUAGAGUGUCUAUGGGCCGGGAUCCACGGAUUUCAGGCCCAAGACUUAGCACGGCGGUGUUUAGUGGGCUGACACGGGCUAGAUGUAAAGCGUUUGAUAUGGGCCUUGCGACGACCCCAGCCUGUUUUAUGAGCACUGUUUUGGCCCCUUUCCAGUACGAUGGAUCUAUUAUGAUGACAGCAUCACACUUGCCAUACACAAGAAACGGUCUAAAGUUCUUCACAAGGAGAGGUGGUCUGCGAUCAAGCGAGAUGGAAGAGAUCUGCGACCGAGCCGCACGAAAGUACGCCACGAAGAAGAUGGGUUUUGGCGGCAAUGGCAGCGCACCGGUCAGACCGGUGAGGGUAGAUUUCAUGAGUGCAUACGCUGCGCAUCUGAGGAAUAUCCUCAAGGAGAGGAUUGCUCAUCCAAUCAAUCAGCUACGAACUCCUGCUUGAAGGAUUACAAUAAUAGUGAACGCUGGCAACGGCUCGCCGGCGGCUUUCUUCAGCCUGGGACGUCUCCGACAGUCGGCGCGCGACACAGGCGGCAGCUCACCGGAACCCGACGUGCAUGUUCCCCAAACCACAUCCGCUAGGACAACCCGGAGGACCCGCCACCGGCCAUGUCCCUCCCGCGUCCGCCGUCAUCUCCGCUGCCGCCCUCACCUCGGCGUCGUCUUCGACACCAGACGUCGACCGCAGUCGGAGUCGUCGAUGGCGGAGGGUAACCCGAUCAACGGCGAUAGAUUGAUAGCUCUAAUGUCAGCCAUCGUGUUGAGGGAGGAGCCGGGGAGCACGGUCGUGACGGAUGCGAGGACGAGCGCGGCGUUGACGGAGUUCAUCGUGGGGAGGGGUGGAAGGCAUUGCUUGUAUAGAGUUGGAUACCGGAAUGUGAUCGAUAAAGGGAUAAGGUUGAAUGAGGAUGGUAUCGAGACGGGGUUGAUGAUGGAGACGAGUGGGCAUGGCGCGUUGAAGGAGAACUACUUUCUCGAUGAUGGAGCCUACAUGGUUGUCAAAAUCAUCAUAGAAAUGGUGGGUAGUCUCAUCAAAGAACUCAAAGACCCCGUAGAAUCAGUUGAACUCAGAAUGAACAUCUUGACACAACCUGAGGAAGCAAAGGCGAAAGGUGCUGAAACAGUGGAAACUCUAAGAAAAUACAUCGAGGAUGGGAAAUUGCAAGGAUGGGCGCUUGAUACUUGUGGUGAUUGUUGGGUGAGCGAGGGGUGCCUUGUUGAUUCGAAUGAUUCGCCUUUCGCUGUUGAUGCACAUAUGUACAGGGCAAAGGUAUCGGAUGAAGUGAAGGGUGAAUACGGGUGGAUACACAUUAGACAGAGUGUUCAUAACCCAAAUAUAGCACUCAACAUGCAGUCUUCACUCUCUGGUGGUUGCCAAACAAUUGCAAGAAUCCUUCACGAAAAGCUCUUGCUGCCAAGUGGAUUACACCAAAUACUUGACAUAAGUCAAAUUGAAAAAUAUGCAAGGAGCGGGAGAUUGUGAUGAUGAUGGUGAUGACUUUUAUACUGGAUUCCCUAGAUAUGGUGCUCUACAUUUGUAAAUAAAUUGAGCAGAUGUGAAAUAAAUCUUAGUUCACGUUGGAUAUACAAUAUUUUGUUGAGGAUCUAGAAGCUCUAUAGUAGAAAAUUUUCUUCUAUGGACACUCAUAAACCGAAUACAUUCAGGAUCAUAUGCACGAUCUGCGUGUUCAACAUGAUCUUCAUAUCCUUAAAUAUAUUGAUGAAAAAUCUAUCAUCUUUUGCCAUGCAUCACAUGGUGGAAAACAUUAUAUCUAUUUCGGGAA